Messenger RNA from Egretta garzetta (little egret), 2787 nucleotides. It is a transcript of the gene MARCHF6, whose product is annotated as membrane associated ring-CH-type finger 6. The record is from RefSeq and is a predicted model, not a curated record. Gene Ontology annotation, molecular function: zinc ion binding. The coding region runs from base 16 to 2760 and encodes 914 amino acids. Lineage: Eukaryota; Metazoa; Chordata; Aves; Pelecaniformes; Ardeidae. Gene Ontology annotation, cellular component: endoplasmic reticulum membrane. The transcript has 25 exons.
CAGUGUUUAAGCUUUAUGUUCUUGUCAGCAGAUAUAUGCAGAGUCUGUCGGUCUGAAGGAACUCCUGAGAAACCCCUCUAUCAUCCAUGUGUGUGUACUGGCAGUAUUAAAUUUAUUCAUCAGGAAUGCUUAGUUCAGUGGCUUAAACACAGCAGAAAAGAAUACUGUGAAUUAUGUAAGCACAGAUUUGCUUUCACACCAAUUUAUUCCCCAGAUAUGCCUUCACGGCUUCCAAUCCAAGACAUCUUUGCUGGACUGGUUACGAGUAUUGGCACAGCAAUACGAUACUGGUUUCAUUAUACACUUGUGGCCUUUGCAUGGUUGGGAGUAGUACCUCUUACUGCAUGUCGUAUCUACAAGUGCUUGUUUACUGGCUCUGUGAGCUCACUACUGACACUGCCAUUAGAUAUUCUGUCAACGGAGAACUUACUGGCUGACUGUUUGCAGGGCUGUUUUGUGGUAACAUGCACUCUGUGUGCAUUUAUCAGCCUUGUUUGGUUACGUGAACAGAUUGUCCACGGAGGAGCACCACAGUGGUUGGAACAAAAUCAGCAACAGCCACUCAAUGGCGUUGGUCAACAAAAUGAGGCUCAGGCUGUUGUAAAUGGAGGUGUUGAAAAUGCCGUGCUUGAUCAACCUGUUAACCCAGCUGCUGAGAAUGUAGUUGUAGGUGAGAACCCUGAAAUUCAAGAAGAACAAGUAGAUGAAGAGGAGGAGGAUAAUGAAGAUGAAGAAGAUGCUGUAGUAGAAGAUGCAGCAGAUGCAAACAAUGGAGCACAAGAUGACAUGAACUGGAAUGCUUUGGAAUGGGAUCGAGCAGCAGAAGAGCUUACUUGGGAGCGAAUGCUCGGACUGGAUGGAUCUCUGGUUUUUUUAGAACAUGUCUUUUGGGUGGUAUCUUUAAAUACGUUGUUCAUACUUGUGUUUGCAUUUUGUCCAUACCACAUUGGUCACUUCUCCAUUGUUGGCCUGGGCUUUGAGGAAUAUGUUCAAGCAUCUCAUUUUGAAGGCCUGAUUACGACUAUAGUCGGAUAUGUUCUGCUAGCAGUGACUCUAAUUGUUUGUCAUGGUUUGGCAGCACUUGUUAAAUUUCAGCGAUCACGUCGUUUAUUAGGCGUUUGCUAUAUUGUUGUCAAGGUUUCCUUGUUAGUGGUGGUUGAAAUUGGUGUGUUUCCUCUCAUCUGUGGCUGGUGGCUGGAUAUAUGCUCUUUGGAGAUGUUUGAUGCCACUUUGAAAGAUAGAGAAUUGAGCUUUCAGUCUGCCCCAGGUACCACAAUGUUUCUGCACUGGUUAGUUGGAAUGGUUUACGUCUUUUAUUUUGCGUCCUUCAUUCUUUUACUGAGAGAGGUAUUGAGACCUGGUGUCUUAUGGUUUCUCAGGAAUUUGAAUGAUCCGGAUUUUAAUCCUGUGCAGGAAAUGAUUCAUUUGCCCAUUUAUAGACAUCUCAGGAGGUUUAUCUUAUCAGUGAUUGUCUUCGGAUCAAUUGUACUGCUCAUGCUUUGGCUUCCUAUACGCAUUAUUAAGUAUCUCCUGCCUAACUUUCUUCCAUAUAAUGUUAUGCUCUACAGUGAUGCUCCAGUAAGUGAACUUUCCCUAGAGCUCCUUUUGCUUCAGGUGGUGCUUCCAGCUUUGCUAGAACAAGGGCAUACAAGACAGUGGUUGAAAGGUCUUGUACGAGCAUGGACUGUUACUGCUGGAUACUUGCUGGAUCUCCAUUCUUACCUGCUUGGUGACCAGGAAGAGAAUGAAAACAAUGCAAACCAGCAGCCUAACAACCAGCAUGCUCGCAAUAAUAAUGCCAUUCCAGUUGUGGGAGAAGGUCUUCAUGCAGCCCAUCAAGCCAUACUUCAACAAGGAGGACCUGUGGGUUUCCAGCCUUAUCGUAGGCCUUUAAAAUUCCCGCUCAGGAUAUUUCUUUUGAUUGUUUUCAUGUGCAUAACAUUACUGAUUGCUAGUCUUAUCUGCCUUACCUUACCAGUGUUUGUGUUUUCAGUGUUUGCUGGCCGAUGGUUAAUGUCAUUUUGGACGGGGACUGCCAAAAUCCAUGAACUGUACACAGCUGCUUGUGGUCUUUAUGUCUGUUGGCUAACUAUCCGAGCAGUGACAGUGCUGGUCGCCUGGAUGCCACAGGGUCGUAGAGUGAUUUUUCAGAAGGUCAAAGAAUGGUCUCUCAUGAUAAUGAAGACCCUAAUAGUGGCUAUGCUUCUAGCUGGUGUGGUUCCGCUUUUGCUCGGUCUUCUGUUUGAACUGGUCAUCGUUGCGCCUUUGAGAGUUCCUUUGGAUCAGACACCUCUCUUCUAUCCUUGGCAGGACUGGGCUCUUGGAGUUCUGCAUGCCAAAAUAAUUGCUGCCAUAACACUGAUGGGUCCCCAGUGGUGGCUGAAAACUGUUAUUGAACAGGUAUAUGCAAAUGGGAUUCGUAACAUUGAUUUACACUUCAUAAUCCGUAAACUGGCAGCACCCGUAAUCUCUGUUCUGUUACUUUCCCUGUGUGUGCCGUACAUCAUAGCUUCUGGUGUUGUACCUCUGUUAGGAGUUACCGCUGAAAUGCAAAACCUAGUUCAGCGACGGAUUUAUCCUUUUCUGCUUAUGGUGGUGGUUUUGAUGGGAAUUCUCUCCUUCCAAGUCCGCCAGUUCAAGCGCCUUUACGAACAUAUUAAAAAUGACAAGUACCUUGUUGGGCAACGACUUGUGAAUUAUGAACGGAAGUCUGGUAAACAAGGCACAUCAACAACUCCACCUCAGUCUUCACAAGAAUAGAUGGUCAUAUUAAACAUCUUGACCUUC